This is a messenger RNA of Mytilus californianus (California mussel), 1808 nucleotides long. Its product is annotated as neural cell adhesion molecule 1-like. NCBI's taxonomy places the organism in Eukaryota, Metazoa, Mollusca, Bivalvia, Mytilida, Mytilidae. The record is from RefSeq and is a predicted model, not a curated record. The coding region runs from base 351 to 1808 and encodes 485 amino acids. The transcript is spliced from 6 exons.
CUGAUCCUGGAAAACCAAUCAUCACUAGACCUAAGGUACUACUUUUAGGUACUAACGUUACAUUCAAUUGCUCUUCCACCGGAUGGAGUCCAUUACCAACAAUAAGAUGGCUCAUAGAUGACAUAGAAAUUACUGAUGGUGUUUCUACCAUAACUAAUGGAUCGACGGUGAUAGCAUCUUUGACGUUUAAUGUCAGUAAAAACGUUCACCUGAGUGUAUUUGCAUGUCAAGCUCGCAACAGCAAACAGGGAUUUUUCAGUUAUACACCUGUGGAAGUCUUCUAUGCACCAAACAUUACUGCAAGUCCAUCAUUACAAUUUGCAAACUCAGAUGAUUACUCAGUUAAAAUUAUGUGUAAUGUGUCGGCAUACCCUGAAUGGAUAACAGCUAUUAGGUGGAGAAAGUUGUCCGUGGAUGGUCUGAAAAAUACUUCUAUCGACGCACUAGAAAGAAUUAAAAAAUAUUCCAUCGAGACAACAGAAACAACGUCAGUUUUGCAAAUUUACAAUAUUGAUUUGAAUGAUGACGCAAAUUAUAUAUGUUUCGCUACAAAUGAAGUUGGUACUGGAUUAAGUAAUAAUGCGCGAGUUGAUGUUACUGACAGUUUACCAAAUGUUGUUGUGAGUCCAUCAAUACAGUAUGUAAACACAAGUGCUUUUCCAGUAAUAAUUAUGUGUAAUGUGUCGGUAUUACCGAAGGCAAAAUCGACCGGGUGGAGAAAGGUAUCAUUGGACGGCCUGACGAAUACUACAUUAGCGCUAGGAAGUGAUGGAAAAUAUUCCAUUUUUUACUUCGAUACAACAUCACAAUUGACAAUUAACAAUAUAACCCUUAAAGAUGAUGCUAAUUAUAUAUGUUUUGCAACAAAUACAGUUGGAACUGGAUUUAGUGAAAAUGCUAGAGUUAAAAUUUUAGGCAGUUUACCAAACGUCACUGCAAGUCCAUCGAUACAGUUUGCAGAUUAUGGUGUCUCUUCUGUGACAAUCCUUAGUAAGGUGUCGUCAUUCCCGGAAGCUACAUCUGUUGGAUGGAGAAGAUUUAACAUGAGUGGCCAAGCUUUUACAAUAAUAGAUGCAUUAAACAGUAAUGGAAAAUAUCAUAUUGUUAAUUCACAGAAAACGUCAAAUUUGACAAUUUCAAAUAUUGAAUUCGACGAUGAAGCAAAUUAUACUUGUUUCGCCACAAAUGCAGUUGGUACUGGAUUUAGUAAUUAUGUCAGAGUUGGUGUCUUAGGAAGAAUACCACAAGUUUCAAUUCCAAAAAGAACAUACACUGUUAUAUAUGGAGAGAACAUCACAAUUCCCUGUACUGUUGUUAAUGGUAGGCCAAUUCAUUUCAGAGUAACAUGGUAUUAUUUCAACAUUAGCAGUUUUGCUAUUUUAAAUGUCGGAGAUCCUUCCAAGUAUAUCGGUGGUACUCUGAAUAUCCCAGCUUUGACCAUUCUCAAUACCAACAACCAAGAUGGCAGAGUGUAUAAAUGUGAAGCCGAGAAUCAAGUAAACACCACACAAAGCAAUGAUACUCAGUUGAAUGUUAUAGGGGUAACAAUUACAUGCAGUGUGUCAGCAAUCCCAUCAACAGUAGCUGUUGGUUGGAGAAAGGUAUCACUGGACGGCAAAACAACUACCGAAAUAGAUUCAUCAAUUGGAAAUGAUGAUUACCAUAUUUCCAAUUCCACGUUUUCGGCAAAACUUAAUAUUAAAAAUAUCGACUUUCAGGACGAUGCAAACUAUGUAUGCUUUGCUAUAAAUGCUUUUGGAACUGAUUUAGUAAUAAUUCUAGAGUUAAUGUCACAGGCAGUAAGUUAA